CCACCCCUUCGCGCAGAAGAUGGCGGCGCCCAGCGGAGGAGAGGCCGCUCUUGGGCUUUGCAGAGGCUGACUCCCUCCGGCUCCCCGUUCGGGUGCCAGGCGCCGCAAGCGGGAGGACAGGGGCCGGGCGGGGACAGAGGCACCUGCGUGACUGGACCGCGAGCCCGCGCCCAGCCCGCGCCGCCCCCACCCGGCCCCGGUCCGGCCCUACCCGACCCCGUUCCCAUCCUUCCCCGGUCUCCUCCCGGUCUGACCCGUUGCCCUGCCGUCGUACGCCGCACCAGGCUUCUAAAGCCGAGGUAUUUCCAACAGUCAGGGCUCCAUGUCACUUUAGAGAUGUUUGGCCUCUUCCAUCCCAAAUAGCCCUCCCUCCAAACCCGGGACUCCUUUCCCUUUACCACGAAUCUUUCCUCCAACCCACUUCUUCCUUAGGUCUUGGUUCUCCCUUUGUUAGAGACUCAUAUCCCUUCCAAAUUAAUCCCCGAUUCCCCACAAUAUUGGCGACGUUGACAUUCUCCUCACUGGGAGCCCGCCUUCCAUUUGACCUAAACUCCAUAGCCCUAUCAUGGAGGCUGUGUACCUGGUGGUGAAUGGGGUGGGCCUUGUGCUGGACCUGCUGACCUUGGUGUUGGAUCUCAACUUCCUGCUCGUGUCCUCCCUUCUGGCUACCCUGGCCUGGCUCGUGGCCUUCAUCUACAACCUGCCACACACGGUACUGACUAGUCUCCUGCACUUGGGUCGAGGCGUCGUGCUUUCAUUGCUGGCCUUAAUUGAAGCAUUGGUCCGGUUUACCUUUGGGGGAUUGCAGGCCUUGUGUACUCUACUCUACAGCUGCUGUUCUGGCUUGGAGAGCCUAAAGCUCCUGGGACACCUAGCCUCCCAUGGGGCGCUGCGGAGCCGGGAGAUACUGAACAGGGGCCUCCUCAAUAUGGUCUCCAAUGUCCAUGCUUUGCUGCGCCAGGCCUGUGAUAUCUGUGCCAUUGCCAUGAGCCUGGUGGCUUAUGUGAUCAACAGCCUGGUCAACAUCUGCCUCAUUGGCACUCAGAACCUCUUCUCUCUGGUGCUGGCCCUGUGGGAUGCAGUGACCGGGCCUCUAUGCAGGAUGACUGAUGUGGUGGCUGCUUUCCUUGCCCACAUUUCCAGCAGUGCUGUGGCCAUGGCAAUUCUGCUUUGGACCCCCUGCCAACUAGCACUGGAGCUUCUGGCCUCAGCUGUCCGCCUUCUGGCCAGCUUUGUGCUUUUCAAUCUCACUGGUUUGGUGUUGCUGGCUUGUGUGUUGGCAGUGACUUUGACGGUGUUGCAUCCGGACCUCACCUUGAGGCUGGCCUCCCGAGCACUCAGUCAGCUUCAAGCCCGCCCAUCCUACCACCGGCUCAGAGAAGACGUUGUGCGGCUGUCUCGCCUUGCACUGGGUUUAGAGGCCUGGCGUAGAGUCUGGAGCCGCAGCCUACAGCUGGCCAGCUGGCCAAACCGGGGCGGGGCACCUGGGGCUCCCCACGGUGGCCCUAGGAGGAGAAUCUUAUCAGCCAGGAUCCGGGGACAGGACACUCUUGAAGCAGAAGAGGAAGUGGACAGGAGCAUCAGAGCUACACCUGCCCGGGGCAGAGAGAGACUCAAUGAGGAUGAGCCUGCAGCUGGGCAAGACCCAUGGAAGUUGCUAAAGGAGCAAGAGGAGCGGAAGAAAUGUGUUAUCUGCCAGGACCAGAGUAAGACUGUGCUGCUUCUGCCCUGCCGGCACCUGUGCCUGUGCCAGGCCUGCACCGAGAUCCUCAUGCAACACCCUGUCUACCACCGCAAUUGCCCGCUCUGCCGCCGCGGCAUCCUGCAGACCCUCAAUGUCUACCUCUGAAGACCACCCCCUUGCCUGUCAACCCUCCAUGCUCAACGAACUAGGACAGCAUCAACACCUCGCCUCCGGGUAAGGGCCUGAGUCAGCUCUGAUGGCUGCUCUGCCAAGCCUCCAGCCAUACAUCCAGGAUGUGGAGAUGGAAUGCUUUGGAAGACUCCAGUCUGGGUGGGACAGGGUAACGGUGUCUCUGAACUCCAUGGGGCCUUUUGAUGCUGAGGGUGGUAUGUUACUAUGCAAGGUUCCUGAGACUAUUUGCAGUGGGCUGUCCUCCAGCCUGCCCAGUGCCUAGGGCCCACCCAGAUGCCAGCCUUGGGGCUACCCUUCUCUGCUUCUUGUUUUUCUGUUGGGGUUUUUUGGUCCUUCCCCCAUCUUGUACAGCCACAACACAUCAGUGUCAUUUGAGUAUUUUGGCAACUCCUGGGGCUUUGGAGUGAUCUUGAUUUUUAUAUUCUUUGGUUUUUUUCUUAUUUCGGAAUGAUCUUGAACCUUUAUGUUUAGCCAGAAGCCCUGUGCCUGGUAAGUCUGGAGUAGAAUCCCUCAGGUGUUCUUAGAACCACUUCUGCCUGUCACCUUUUGAGACUCCCAACCUGAUCUGAAACCUGGGAUUCGGAGUUUGCCCCUGGGUACAGGGGUGCAUCUACAUCUGGCUUUGGGACCAUAUACCCUUCUGACACCCCAAGUACACAGGGGGCCUCAAGAGAUCCAACCAAGUUUCUACUCAUUCCCCCUCAUGCCCCACAUGGGAUAGAACAUGGCAUUCCUCCUUGUCUGCCCCUGGCACUAGGGUGGCAGUCUGCACACUUCACUAGGGUCCAAACAAGGGGUGAGGGCUCGGAGGGCAUGCAGCUCCCUUAGGUCUGCCUGCCCAGUUUCCAUGAAUAAAGUUCUGUUGACAGUUC
Molecule: messenger RNA, 2748 nt
Organism: Nannospalax galili (Upper Galilee mountains blind mole rat)
Lineage: Eukaryota; Metazoa; Chordata; Mammalia; Rodentia; Spalacidae
Gene: Rnf26
Product: ring finger protein 26
Exons: 1
Coding region: 566-1849 (427 amino acids)
Biological process (GO): protein ubiquitination; ubiquitin-dependent protein catabolic process
Molecular function (GO): ubiquitin protein ligase activity
Source: RefSeq, a predicted model, not a curated record